AUGUUCUCUCGUCUCACCCAGCUCACUCGCCAUCUCGCCCGUCCGUCAAUCACCCCCGUCGCCGCCUCGUCUUCCCUAUCUCCUCCCUUGUCUCCUCUAUCUCGUGCCGCACCGCCCAAGAUGACAUCAUCCGCGGUGGAAAACAGUCGGAAGACGAUACACACGGCGGCGUGUCUGAUCAUUGGGGAUGAGGUGCUCGGCGGAAAGACAAUCGACACCAAUUCCGCCUUCUUCGCCAAAUUCUGCUUCUCCCUGGGCAUCCAGCUCAAACGCGUGGAAGUAAUCGCUGACGAUGAGAGCGAGAUCAUCGAGGCGGUCCGGCGCAUGAGCAACAAUUACGAUUUCGUCGUGACCAGUGGCGGCAUCGGGCCCACCCACGACGACAUCACCUACGAAUCAAUCGCCAAAGCCUUCGGCCUAAAAUUGCAACUGCACCAACCCGCCUUCGAGCGCAUGAAGAAGCUCUCCAAGCCGCACCCCAUGCAACCCAAGUUCGACUGGGACACGCCAUCGCCGGGGCUCACAGCUAAACUGCGCAUGGUCGAGCUGCCGUACGACCCCAAUCUCCCCGCGGAGCAGCAGGCCCUCUUCGUCGCCGACGACAUGUGGGUGCCCAUCGCCGUAGUCAACGGCAAUGUGCACAUCCUGCCGGGCGUGCCGCGGCUGUUUGAGCGGCUGCUCGAGAGCCUCAAGCCGGCGCUGCUGCCGCGGUUGACGAACCCCGAGGGCAAGGGCAUCUACCGGUACCUGUUUAGCACGCCGCUGCCGGAGAGCGCGGUGGCGCCCUAUCUGACCGAUCUGGCGACCCGCGCAAACCCCAAGGGGAUCAAGGUCGGGAGUUAUCCGCGCUGGGGGAAGAAGCGCAACACGGUGACGCUGGUCGGGACGGAUCAGGAGGCGAUGGAUUCGCUGGUGGCGGAGGUUGAGGAGAAUGUCCAGGGGAAGCGGGUGGCGCAGGAGGAUGAGCUGGAUCCUCCUGACGAGGAGUAG
This is a messenger RNA of Aspergillus terreus NIH2624, 990 nucleotides long. Its product is annotated as flavin adenine dinucleotide pyrophosphatase. The record is from RefSeq and is a predicted model, not a curated record. Lineage: Eukaryota; Fungi; Ascomycota; Eurotiomycetes; Eurotiales; Aspergillaceae. The coding region runs from base 1 to 990 and encodes 329 amino acids. The transcript has 3 exons.